Messenger RNA from Onthophagus taurus, 5087 nucleotides. NCBI's taxonomy places the organism in Eukaryota, Metazoa, Arthropoda, Insecta, Coleoptera, Scarabaeidae. The record is from RefSeq and is a predicted model, not a curated record.
UCUUCGGCUACGGUGUGUUACGGACAUAACGUGCAAAGUUUCCAAAGUUCGUUUGCCGAGAUCGCGUACUACGAGCUUUUUUUUAACGAACUAAGGACAAGAUAUUUUUUUUAUAUAUAUUAAAAAAAGGAAAAUUUUAUAGAACUUGUUAAGAAAAAUAAGUUAUCUGAAGUGGUGCUUUCAUGAAAUCUGAAAAAAAGUUUAACACUGAUUGUGCUUUGAGUUAAACUUUGUGUGCAACCAUAAACAUUUUUUUUUAAUUUUCGAUUUUAAAUUGGGUGGAAUGAAAAAUAUGUAGAGGAUUGCCAUAAUAAUUUGAGUGCGUAGUGAAUUUAUAAAACAGGAUUUAGUGAGAAAAACCCAACUUUUUUGAUAAAAAAAAACAGGAAUUAUAAUGACUUGUUAAUAGUGAUUUAGUUUUUUAUCAGUUUGAUUUCUGAGUGCCUUUUUUGGGAUUUUUUUACUUAUCUUGAGGACUAUCAUCAUGGAACUUUACCUGCACAAAAGCUUUCUUCCGCUAUUAAUUCUUUCUUUAGGAUUAGAUCUCCUCUUCGUCGGCGCUGAGGAUGUAAAAGACACCAGGGAGGGCGAAGAUGUCACGCUAGAAUGCAGAUUUUCUCCGAAAACGGCAACUGGGGAGCUCACUUACUACUGGGUUAGAAGCAAUAAACAAACUCAUGAUAAUGCUGCUAUUGGAAAAGUUCCUUUGGACAACAAUUACAAGUUAAAUUAUCAACCAGAAAAAGGAAUUUACGACCUUCUCAUUUCUAAUGCCAGUUAUGAUCGAGAUAACGGCAAAUUUGAGUGUAAGGUGAAAGCGGGAGGAUCUGGCACAAAUCUGCACUCGCAAAGCUACUCGUUAACUGUACUGACACCACCGCAAGCGCCAACAGUUAUGCCUGGAACAUAUGUGACAGCUACUGAAGGGAAAACGUUGGAUUUGACAUGUUCGACAAUGGGAGGUUCACCAGAUCCGAUUGUACGUUGGUAUAGAGAAGACAGUGAUUAUCCCUUGGAGACUGCUUUGAAAAACGGUGGAUCUCGAGACCAAGCCACAACCGCCACAUUAGCCAUCACACCGGAUAAAGAAGACGACGGCGCUGUUUUUCGUUGUGAAGUAUGGAAUCGUGCCAUGGGUCAGAAUAAAAAACUUGAAGCUACAGUCACCUUAAGUGUUAAUUAUUUCCCACGUGUGGAAGUUGGUCCUGAAAAUCCAUUGAAAAUUGAAAGAGAUUCAGCGGCAACUCUUCAAUGUAACGUCGAUGCAAAACCGAAAGCAACCAGCAUUCAUUGGGCAAGGAACGGUCGUUUUAUAACCACAUCAACAAAUCAUGUUCUGCAUCGAGUCAGCAUUCAAGAUGCCGGACAAUACACGUGCCGUGCCGAUAACGGAUUGGGGAAAGUCGGCGAAAAAGAAAUAACCUUAGACGUUUUAUAUGCGCCUAUUGUUACCUUAGAAUCAAAAACGAAAGAAGCUGAAGAAGGUGAAACGGUUACGAUUAAAUGUAACGUAACGGCGAAUCCUUUUCCGCACAUCAUCGAAUGGAUUCAUGAUAGUAAACCGGAUUUUAGACAAAAUGGUGAUACGUUAAGAUUGAAUCGUGUGUCUGCGGAAAAUGCAGGAACUUAUAUUUGCCGUGCUGUUAAUUUACUAAAACCUAGCGGUGUUCCGAAUAAUCGAGCCCCAUUAGAGAAAAUUGGAAACGCGUCGAUUGCAGUGUUGAUCAGACACAAACCGGGAAAAGCCAGGAUAAUGCCGGAUAAGCCAAUUGCUAACGAAGGAUCUGCCGUUACGUUAACAUGUACGGCAUCACCUUCCGGUUGGCCAGCACCCCAAUAUCGUUGGUUUAAAAUGGGUAACGACGGUCAAUCUAGUAUAUUAGCUACCGGGAUUAAAUAUUCCAUAAACAGCGCUAACAUUGUUAAUGAAGGCACUUAUAAUUGCCAAGCUACUAAUGAACUCGGUCCCGGGGAAGUUGCUUCUGUUACAUUAGAAGUCCAUCAACCACCCAGUUUUAAAUACAAAUUAAAACCUUUAGAAACGAAGCGAGUUGGCGAUCCAAACUUUUCUGUUGCUUGUAGCGCUAAAGGAAAACCUAAACCAACAGUAAGAUGGUUAAAAGACAACGAAGAAUUAACAGCAGAUACGAAUAUGUACGAAGUUAAAACGGAACAUUCCGUUUCAAGCAAUAACGCCGUCAGUGUGCAGAGUAUUUUGAGAUUUUCUGGAAAAGCCAGACCGAAUUCUAAUGAAUUAUUACCGUCUGAUAGAGGAACGUAUACGUGCGCUUUCGAAAAUGAAGUUAGGAAUGCUGAAUCUAGUAUGCAUUUAAGGAUCGAACAUGAACCAAUUAUACUCCAUAAAUACAAUAAAGUUGCAUUCGAUAAACACGAAACAGCCGAAGUAAUUUGUAAAGUUCAAGCAUACCCAAAACCGGAGUUUAAAUGGUUCUUUGGAUCCAGCAAUUCCCAACUUACUUCUUCGGCGGGUCACUACGUUAUUAAACCCAGCAACAAAGAGAACGAUACUUACAUCAGUAAACUGCAAAUAUCCGACAUCAAACAGCAGGAUUACGGUGAAUACAAUUGUCAUGUUAUGAACAGUUUGGGUGGAAUCGACGUUAAAAUUCGUUUACAACCGAAAGGGCCGCCGGAAAAACCAUCCGAUUUAGCGGCACUUUAUAUUGGUCCGAAUUACGUUACAUUAAACUGGCAAGCAGGAUUUACCGGCGGGAUUUCAACAACAAAGUAUUACGUUUCAUACAAAAAGAUCCCAGCUAACGAUAAUUUAAAUAUUGAUGGUUGUGGAACAAUUACAAGAUCACCAGAUUGGUCCGAAGCCGAUUGUAAACACGACAUUCCUUGUAACGUUUCGCAUUUGGAACAACACCAACAUUACACGUUUAAAGUAAAAGCGGUUAAUUCAAAGGGAAAAAGUGAUUAUUCGCAUGAAAUUUCGGUGACGACUCGUGUGGAUCGUUUGCCGAUUCCACAAAAAGUUACAUAUGAUCCAUCAUCACACGUUUUACAUGUUGAAGUCCCCAGCACUUGUUUACCUUUAGUUGCUAUUGUUGAAUCUAUCACGAACGAAAACAUGCCAGUUCCAACGUGGAAAGUUUUAGAUACUUUACCGUUAGAAGUUUCUGGGAUGAUGUCAACUUACAAAGAAGCUAACUUAGAUCAAGUCGUUUCCAGAAUGUACAGAGGAAAAAUGCUUCUUGAUGAUCAACUAAAUAUGGACGAAGAGUAUCAAUCGCGAGUUCGGGUGAAAUUUUGUUUGGGAACUCAUUUAGAACAUUGUGGUGAUUCAAUAGAAGCAGAAAUUGGAACAGCUUAUAUUAAAGAAGCAUCAGCUUUAGGAACACCAACUGUCAUAGCGAUAAUCGUGACGGCAAUCGUAGCGAUACUCUUCGGCGUCUUAGUUUUAAUGUUCUGUAGAUGCAAAAAGAAUCAAACGAAAAAAGCCCAAUCAAAGGAUUACGAAUCGGAUUCCGUUCGGCCCACAAUCGUUUCCAGUCAAAAUCAAGCACCUCCACCUUACUAUCCAUCGACGGGAAUGGAAAACAAAGCUUUAGAUCACAAUUUAGAUUUAGCCUUAGCUCUUGAGGAUCAAAAAAGCGUUUAUGCCACUCAAAACGGUUAUGGAUAUCACGUUGGAAAUCCUGAUAUUCAAUCAAGACCAAAUAUUAAUAACGGAGAAUGGGCUAAUAUUGGAUAUUUAGAGAAUAGUUACUCAAAUUCAAAUAAUGGAGGAAGUGUUAAUUCCCAAGAUUCGCUUUGGCAAAUGAAAAUGGCGGCGGCAGCUAAUAAUUCAGUAAACCAACUACAACCCCAUUUGAACGUAGAUCGCCAAAAUUCUUACGGUUACGAUCCCAUAACGCAUGGAGGUUAUGGAGCAGUUGAUGAUUACGCACCUUACACGCAUAUUACAACUCAAAGCAACCACGGCGAUGAUUACAUGAGGAACAGCAAUAAUCCAUCACGACAAGAAUACUGUAAUGAUCCUUAUGCAGCCGUCCAUAAACCAAAGAAACGCAUAGAACAACAUAUUGAUUCACCAUAUCACGAUGUAAGUGGCCUUCCAGAUCCAUACUUAGAACAAAUGGAAGAGGAAAAACCCCCUCAACACAUGUCCCUCAGCUAUGAAGAAAGUUUAGAAAGUGGAUAUUCGACGCCAAAUUCGCGAACAAGAAGAGUUAUACGCGAAAUUAUCGUUUAAAAAGGAAUCCCAUUUCAAGAAAAAAAUAUCCGUUUUUAUGUUUUUGUGUGUGCUGCUAAUUUAAACGUGAAAUUUAUUAUAAACUUGAUCAAAAAAAUGAUUGAUCUUAAAAGUGAACGAACUUAAAUUAUCAAGUCGUUAAUAUAUUCUUAGGAGGAGAAUAUUUAAUCAGAUAAUGUUGUGUAAAUUAACAUGUUGAUCUAAUAUAGUUUCGAAGAAUCUUCGUACCUGAUGGACUUUAUAAAAACUUUUAAAGAAAAGCAAAAAUAAAUAUUUAUUAAUUCACGUCUUAAAAAAAUUAAUAAUAAUUGUAUUUUAAACUUAAAAGAAUGAGAAGUGUUCAAAGAAAACUUUUAUCUGUGUACUUACGGAAUUGCCAUCAUCAAAAAAGUGAUAAUUUACGCACGUACUAAGAAAGGAAGAAAUAAGUAAAAUAAAAAUGCUAAAUAAUACAUUAAUUUAAACAAAAAACGAACUUUUAAUGUAUAUAAAUAUAAGUUCCUGCCAUGUUUUUUAAAACAUUCUGUGUUUUUUGGUGUUUUUGUGAAUAUUAAGAAUGAAUGAUCCUGAGUAAAAGUUGAAUGAAAAAUUGGACCAAGAUGGAUGAAAAGAAAAAAAGAAAAUGGAACGUAAAAAAAUAAAACGGACAUGAAGUGAGCAUGAACAGCAAUAAAAAGAUGAAAAAGAAAUAAUGUGAUUUUGAAAGGAGAUAAUUUGCAAUAAUUGUUGUGAGACUCAAUGUUUUAAUAAAAAAGAUCUUAUUAUUCUAUAAAAUGUGUAAAGUGUAGUUAUUGUGGUAAUUUUUAAGCAAUAUUUAAUUAACUUUUUUAAUUAACAAAAAAAAUUAAUGUUUUUGUUACUUCAUUUU